Messenger RNA from Closterium sp. NIES-65, 666 nucleotides. NCBI's taxonomy places the organism in Eukaryota, Viridiplantae, Streptophyta, Zygnematophyceae, Desmidiales, Closteriaceae. The record is from the annotation of a GenBank genome assembly.
AUGAAGAUAUCGCUCCUCAAGUAUGAGAUCGACUGGUCGGAGGCACUGGAGGUGUGGAGGUCCCUGUGGAGGAGGCGCCAUGCGAAGAGCUUGAAGCUGGCUGUGACAGAGAGGGAGAGGAGGGGGAAGCAGAAGGAGGGUGAAGAUGUGGCUGCUAAAAAUGCCGGAGAGAAUGAGGAUGAGGAGGAGGAGGAGGAGGAGGAGGAGGAGGAGGAGGAGGAGGAGGAGGAGGAGGAGGAGGAGGAGGAGGAGGAGGAGGAGGAGGAGGAGGAGGAGGAGGAGGAGGACGAUGAAGUGGAACAGUCCUCGGCGACGAUCAGGAGAUCGUGGGGGAGGAGGAAGCGGAGGACAAUCCAUUCCUGCCGUGGAAAGGGUGGCAAGGGUCUUGGAAAGGGCGGAGCCAAGCGACACAGAAAGGUGCUUCGCGAUAAUAUCCAGGGCAUCACCAAGCCGGCUAUCCGUCGUCUCGCAAGGCGUGGCGGAGUCAAGCGUAUCAGUGGCCUGAUUUAUGAAGAAACUCGGGGCGUGCUUAAGGUCUUUCUUGAGAACGUUAUCAGAGACGCUGUGACUUACACUGAGCACGCUCGCCGGAAGACCGUCACCGCCAUGGAUGUCGUCUAUGCUCUGAAACGCCAAGGCCGCACGCUCUAUGGGUUUGGCGGUUAA